Messenger RNA from Cryptosporidium ubiquitum, 2295 nucleotides. RefSeq lists its product as uncharacterized. The transcript has a single exon. The record is from RefSeq and is a predicted model, not a curated record. NCBI's taxonomy places the organism in Eukaryota, Apicomplexa, Conoidasida, Eucoccidiorida, Cryptosporidiidae. Bases 1 to 2295 code for a protein of 764 amino acids.
AUGGACUUUUGUGAUGAGUUACUUAAGUUGAAUGAACUUGCUUCAGAAAGUAAAGGAAACUUGACUGGAAUAUUAGACAGUUUAUUGGUUUUUGACACUAGAAAUGAGAACUUCCAUUCCUUGAAUAACAGGUUUCCCGGUGGGUUCCUUUUAAUUUCCCAGCUUAAGGACUAUAACCAAGAAGAGGGUAUUAGUUCAGAACAACAAGGAGAUGUGGGGUCUCUUCGAACACAAAUUUUUGAUCAUCAAGAUUUUGAUUCUAUAAAACUAUGUAUUUGUCAGGACCUGAACUCAGCUAUGACUAGGAGUUGUUUACUUGGAUUACUUAAACAUUAUAGCCAAUUUAUUGGUAUCAAUUCAAAAAAGGAGCAAUGCGGAGAUGUCUCACAAGAAGUUGUUAUUUUCACUAUUAAGUACAAGUACAUGAUUUUAGAAUCAAACCUCAUUCCUCUGAGCUUUAAAGCUGUUAGGGAUCUUUUAUACAUUUUAGUUAUUAAACAAGUUAAGUUGAAUUCUAGAAUAGUCUUUUAUGUAGAAGAACAACAAUCAGAAAUUGAAUUAGGACCCAGGAAAAAAAGUCUGGUAUCAUAUAUUAUAUUGGAUCCAAAAGGAGAUGAAAGUUGCGAGUUUAAUGUCUAUACUGUUUGUAAUCCAACUGGAUUUUUAACCAAAAUAGAUUCUGAAGAAUCUUCUUGCAAUAAAGUUAAAAUCAGUGAAAUUAUUUCAAAUGAACUUGUAACUUCUUCCCUUUCUUCAGAUCAGGAUAAUUAUUAUGCUGUCUCCAGAUUCGAUAUCUAUUCCGAGUCCAAUCUAAUUGACUCUGAGACUCAAAAAGAAAAUUCUCCUCUUCUAAACGAUGAAACCAUUUUACAUAAUAAACUUAAUAGAUCAAAGUGCAUAAAUGUAUUUCCAGGAACGUGUUUUUCUCUUUUUGUGAGGUGGAAUUUGGAGAUUGACGAUGUCCUAUACCCAAAUAUACCAAAAAUUAACCCAACAAGUAUUGAUGAAGGAUUAAUUUUUCUAAAAAUAGACAUUAACAAAAUUAAAGAUCCAUCUUUAAUCUCAAUUAUUGAAGGAAUCAAUUUCUUAGAAUGCCUUAUUAGUUCUAAUUAUAACUAUGAAGAACCCAAUCUACAGAAUCAUGAUUUAUCUGAUUUAGAUACUCAAUUUGAAAGUAAAGAAUUACAUAUUAUUGCUCUGAAGUUUAUUAGGAGUCUAUCUGAAAUAUGGGGAUACUCUAUAAUGGAGCAUGUCGAUUUAUAUAAAGAAGAGAAAGAAACCAAUGCAUAUGUAGAAAAGGAUAAAUUUAGGCUUAAAGGCUCCCCCAAUGGAAGAAUUGAUGCGGACUAUACAGACUUACUUUGGGGCCUUUUAGUAAAUAUUCGAGAGGAAAAACUUAUAUUCAAUAUUGUUUUACUUUUGCUAGACGAGCUAGAGAAAUCAUGUAGCCAACAGCUUUACGAGAAUAGAUUUAUCCCUCAGGUGAGGAAUGAUAACACUACUACCUUCUCUAAACUGAUCAGAAUUGCUGUAGAUAUUUACAAAGGAAGUCAAUACUUGGGGAAGAGAUACGAAAGCUCCAAGGAAAAUGAAGGGUCCGAUUUCAAGGAGAAGCAUACUAUCUGGAAAUCAAUAAGAAACAAAUAUUUUGGGGAAAUAAAAACCUUCAGAUUUGUUUUAAUGGAAAUAGGUUUUGAGUGUAUAAUGGCGGAUAUGAAAAUGCAUGUUAGAAAGAGUGAGCCUCUGAUAGAUGACUCCAGCUUCGACUGGCAUUUGAAUAAUUUGUAUUCAGAGUCUAAACAACUUUUAGAAGAGUUUAACCUAUCUGAAUUAAAUCAAAAGAAUAAGGAAUUGCUUGGUAGGAUCAGAAAGCUUAUUCCUGUAUGUUAUAUUUCUAAUAUACUUAACACCUAUAAUUGCUCAUGGGACAUUUCGAAGAAACUAAUCAGAUCAAGUAUUAAAUACUACUCAAACCAGGAAAUUCAAGAAGCUCUUCCAACUAUCUUUUUGGUUCCUGUUUUUAACAAGACAGUAAUUAGUCAAAUGAUUUCUUCAAACUCACCUAAUCAAAUAGAGAUUUCGUCUUGUGAGACACAGGGGGGAAGUGGGAGAGGUAUUAUAAACCUUAACAAAGUAGACUCUAUAGAGCUUCCUAGCUUGGAUAGCGAAUUGAAUGAAUCUAUUAUAAAGUUGAAUAGGCUCCCGAUUUGUGUUUGGAAAACUCUUUCAGACUUAGAGGAAUCCAGACAUAUACCAAAUCACUAUACGAUUCAAAUAGAGAAAAGUUUAACUUAA